AAGAUGCAGUGUGCAAUUGUUCAAAGGACCUGUCCACGCUUGAGAGCACAAUUUUCCUGCAUGCCUUGAAAUCUACUAGGCCUACAGGAGAGACACAACAUCAUACCAGAGAAUGUCUAAUAAGACGGGCUCUGAUCGUUGUAUGACCUCCAAUAACCCCAAACACGACCUUUCCCCGUAUUUUGGACGUUGUCGUGCGCGUGCACUCGAGCGCGCGCGCCUGUACGGGUGCCUGUAAGUUGGUCAUCUCUGCAAAUAUGGCUGCUUUCAGUAAGUCUAUACCGCACAGUUGCUACGAGAUCGGACAUACAUGGAAUCCCUCAUGUACGUUAUCGACAUUGCAAGUUACGGCGGGGGCUUUGGAGGUGUCGUUCAAAAUUUAUGCACCGCUGUAUCUGAUUGCAGCUAUUCUAAGAAGAAGGAAAAAAGACUAUUAUAUCAAGAGACUACUACCUGAAAUUCUGCAAUCUACUUCCUUCCUCACGGCAAAUGGAGGCUUGUACAUAGCUUUUUUCUGCAUUCUCAGGAAACUGCUUGGAGGAUUCAACUCUUGGUCUGCGGGCUUUGGUGCAGCGCUGCCAGCAUCCUACAUCUCCAUCCUCAUAGAGAGGAAGAGCAGGAGAGGACUUCUAACAAUAUACAUGGCAAAUCUGGCAACAGAGACGGUGUUUCGCAUGGCAGUCACUAGAGGGAUCGUUAAUCCACUCAAGCAUGGCGAGGUACUGCUGUUCUGCAUCACUGCGUCUCUCUACAUGUUCUUCUUUCGGAACAAAGACGGUCUGAAGGGAUUUGCUUUUUCAGCUUUGAAAUUUAUCGUUGGGAAAGAGGAGAUCCCCACUCACUCCUUCCUGGCUGAGCAUGCCUACGCUAAGGCCCCAGAGCGCGCUGCAGCCGCAGUCGCAGCAGAGGCCCACCAGGGGACGCCACCCUCCAGAACCUCAUCCAUCAGAGCCUUCGCCAAGAGGCUGCUGGACGCUCUGUGUAAACACGGGCCAAGGCAUCGGUGCUGCAAGCACUACCAGGACAACUGCAUCUCCUACUGUAUCAAAGGCUUCAUCCGGAUGUUCAGUGUGGGCUACCUCAUUCAGUGCUUCCUGAAGGUGCCCUCUGCCUUCCGACAGGCCUUCACCAAACCCUCGCGUCUAGUCUCGCUCCUCUACAACAAGGAGAACUUUCAACUCGGAGCCUUCCUAGGCUCCUUCGUUAGCAUAUACAAGGGCACAAGUUGUUUCUUACGUUGGAUAAGAAACCUUGACGAUGAGCUCCAUGCUCUCAUUGCCGGAUUCCUGGCCGGUAUUUCCAUGUUCUUUUACAGGAGCACCACUAUCUCUAUGUAUCUCUUCUCCAAGCUUGUGGAGACUGUGUACUUCAAAGGCAUCGAGGCUGGCAGGUUCCCCUACUUCUCGCAGGCCGACACCAUCAUCUAUGCCAUCUCCACUGCCAUCUGCUUCCAGGCUGCUGUGAUGGAGGUGCAGAACCUGCGACCUUCCUACUGGAAGUUUCUACUCCGGCUCACCAAGGGCAGGUUUGCCCAGAUGAACAGGCGAGCCCUGGACACCUUCGGCACCGGCGCCUCCAGAGACUUCAAGGGCUUCAUCCCCAAGCUGGACCCACGCUACGUCACGGUCCCCCCACAGCUGCCCGUGCAGCUGGACUGAGCUAGCCAGCCAGCCGGGUCCGCUUCAGGGAGGCACAGCUGCAGGGAGCACAGGUCUCCAACCCUGCAGGGCACUGGACACACCCAGCCUUCCCCCCCCCCCUCCUCCCAGACCACGUCCCUCCCCUCCUCCGUCAGUGUUAAUGUGGAGCUGAUGGCUAUGGGCGUACUUGAAGCGAUUCUGACUGCAGCACUUCAGUGAAAGUGACUGUGUGUAAUUAACUAGAGAUUCUAUUGAGCAAAAAAAAAUCAUGUGUGUACAUGUAUGUAUGUAUACAUCUCUUUUAUGUGUGUAUAUAUAUAUAGGUAGCUAUAUAGAUAGACAGACAGAUAGAUAGAUAGAUAGAUAUACAGCACUUAACAGCAAAAGAAAUGCAAAAAUGACUAGAUCUGUUUUUGCACAAGUUGGUGCUACAGUUAAUGCUUCAUAUUUAGUAAAUACACGGCUGCACACAAUACGUGGCCCAUAAGAAGCGUGUGUGUCUGGUGUGACCAUCAUGCUUCAGCUCAGACAUGUCUAGUUGAAGAUCUCUGCUCAGGUUGAAGUAAAGAAUUCAAAAACAGAAACACGUUAGUCUGUGUAAUUGAGGCAGCCACACUGUGGUUUCUCCAGCUCCACCAGGAGGCAGUGUGGGCUACUGCUUCCAAGUCUCGGAACCAAGUGCCUGAACAGGCAUUUAGCAGAUGAAAUGGAGCUGCCGUUAAACAUUUAAAUGCUAUGGGUUGUAUUUUAGAUGGUUAACCCAAUAUAUUAGCCACUAUAUUUUGGCUCCACAUGGCCCCCAUAUAUAAUUGGUUCUGCACCAGAGCAAUAUAGCCAUAGGUAAGAAAUGAAUGGCCUUAUCCUCAUUUCAAGUCAUGUUUCAACAUUUGUGAAAUGUUGUUUGUUCCUAAGCAAUGGUCAUUUGAACGUAACUCUGUGGGAUGAAGCUAAGGUGGUUUAUGACUUAUUCCUUGCAUAUGAUGCUCCAUUUUGAGUGCCUUGCCACGUAUCUACACAUAUGAAGCAUUUACUAUAGUGGUUAUUUACAUUAACGUAAAUUAGGAGAAAAAAGUUUUUUUGCAUUUCUUUUGCUGGUCAUGAACUGAUGUUUUAAAGGGGAUGCAUUUUGUGUUCAGGUUAACUCUUGAUAGGAUGGACUGGCAUCUCUGGUGGUGCGGAGCAUUUUGUAAACCCUUCAAUACCUUGGGUGAAUGGUAGGCAUUUUUUGUCACUGAAUGUAAACAUGGCACCCAGGUCCACUCAGGCAUAUAGCCAAGCGUCAGACAUUUACUUUUAUGCCUUAUGAUAAUAAUAGGUGAGCAAUGAUCCUUUAGUCUCUUCUCAUGCGCCAUCCCUACAAACGGUGACACUGCGACCUUGUUUCCAAGCGGCGCACCUUUGAGUCGUCGGUGGGAGAACAGCUGCACAGCGUCGUCUAAAGCCUUGAGAAGUGCUUAUGUUGCGCCACACGUUAAUGUGAAUUAUUUCUUUAAUUUAUUAUCAUUUUUAAAAUCAUCACAGCUGGCAUCCCACGUGGACAGCACACAGAUCUGCACGGCUGCUCGUUUCACGUCCUGCCACUUGACUUGAGGUCGGGGGCACUUUUGCGUCCGAACCCAAGCAGUAGCCGAGGCGACAACCGUUCCUGGCCGGGUUUGGGACGAACCUGUAUCAGACUCAGUUGCCGUGCGGGAAUUCAGGGGGCGGUUCCAAGUAUGAGGUGCAGGGACAAACCUGGAUAAAUUAACUUGGAGUACGUAGUAAACCUUAAAGAAGAGCCUUAAAGGUUAGGAUUUACUAGAAGAAUUAAACAAUGGAAUUAUUUUCUACUAUUCUAUACUCUACAUGUUUAUUCUACUGUACUCACUGACUAGGAGUUAACUUACCCAGGUUAGUCAUUAGACCUCGCAUGUUGAACACUCCCCUGGAUCUCCAAGUCUCAUAUUCUCAACCUCAGCUAUUUUAAUCUCAUGUAAUAGAUUAAGAAAUUAUGACUUACCUGCACACAUGAAUCAGUUCACAAGCUUUCCUCGAUAACUCAGUUUCUUUUUCUGACAACAUUUCUGAUGAUCACAUCUCAGUGUUGUAUAGAAUAUACUUUUUUUUUAAAAGGAAUAAGAUAAAGUUCUGAUCUAAAAAAAAAUAUGUGUAUACUUGUAUAACACUGUUUGUAAUUUAUAUACAAUGAAAAAUAAAACUUAUUUGUUCUCUGUUGA
Messenger RNA from Sardina pilchardus (European sardine), 3856 nucleotides. RefSeq names its product transmembrane protein 135 (gene tmem135). The record is from RefSeq and is a predicted model, not a curated record. The coding region runs from base 258 to 1658 and encodes 466 amino acids. The transcript has 15 exons. NCBI's taxonomy places the organism in Eukaryota, Metazoa, Chordata, Actinopteri, Clupeiformes, Clupeidae.